AUGAGGAAUAGCUGCGCUUGGGCCCUGCUGGCCACCGCCGUGCUGUGGCUGGCCUUGGCCGUCACCACCACCACGGCCGAGACAAUGAUCGAGGUGGACGAGAACGGGGAAGAGUACGAGCUGAAGCGCUUCUACAUCCAGGGGCGCCAGCUGACCGGCGACGGCAGCAAGUCCCAGUGCGUGGUGACACGCCGCAAGCGCUCCAGUCGGGCGGCUGCCCUGCCACAGUCCGUGUCCGUCAGCUCGCAGCAGUUGAGCGUGGAGCAGCUGCCCAUCGUGGAGCAUCGCGAGGGAUCUGCCACGAUUGGCGCAGACCACGAGAGCGGCGGCACCAAGCGGCGUUAUGUGGCCUUCACGGGCGUGCACCUGGAGCCAGCCGACGCGGAGGAUGAGCACAAUGAUGAUGCGGACAAUGAUGGCAAUGAGGAUGAUGAUGAUGAUGAUGAAGAUUUCAACGAGAGCGAGGAUCAAGAGGAGCAGCAACCCAAGGCCCAGUCCCAGUCGCAGUAUGUGCCCGCCGCCUUGGCCCUGCCAUUGGCCCAGACGAGCGCCUCGCAUCUGCCGCACGGCGUCAGUGUGGUGGCGAAUGCCGCCAGCCAGGCCAACGUGGCCGGAGACGCUGGCAUUGUCGUCGUGCAGUCCCACCAGCCGCCCAAGGUCAAUCCCGACACCCACGCCGUCUUCGAGCUGAAGCCCGUGCAGUCGGACGCAGUCCACGGCAGCGCCAGCGCCAGCGCCAGCGGCGUGACCACGGUCCAGGGCUACUACCCGUUUGUGGCCGGCAGCCACGCCAACUGGCAGGAGUACGGCCUGCCCGGGGACGCGGACGAGGACGAUGACUACGAGGAGGAGGGUGAGGAGGACUACGACGACUUCUACUACGGCCAGGGCGGCUACUUCAGGGACCGCCCCGGCUACCAUCCGCUGGGCGAGUACGACGAGGAGCUCAUCACCGAGGACAGUCCGACGACCACGACGGCCGUGUGGAGCACUGGCACCGACGACGACGACAUUCAUCCCGUCAUCAAUCAGGCCAACUCCAGGCCCAACAACAACAAAAAGAACAAGAACAAGAACAAGAACCAAAGGAACAAGAAUCAGCGGAACAAGAACAAGAAGCAGCAGCAGCAGCAGCAGCAGCUGAAGCGCAAGCAGGAGCUGGCAGAGAAGGAGCAGGAGGAGGAGCAGCACAGCCAGGACAAUGUGAGCGUCAAGGAGCAAAAGCAAAAGCAAAAGCAAAAGAAGAAGCCACAGCAGCAGCAGCAGCAGCAGGAGAGCUCCUUGGAUGUGACCAAGAGGCCCAUGAAGAAGCCAUCGUCCAGCAGCAGCAGCGGCAGCAGCAGCGGCAGCUCCGUUUCGGUUUCGGCUUCCUCCGCGGGCAACACGGCCGCCGUUUCGGUGAUCAGCUCCAGCGGGGAUCUGGGACCCAACACGAACAAGAACAAGAACAAGAAGAAGCGGCCCAGUGGCUCCGGCGGUGUGAACAAGCGGAAGACCAGGCCCAGCAGCAGCCAGCAGAAGAAGAAGCGUCCAGGAAGCAGCAGCGGCAGCGGCAGCAUCUCCAAUGGCAACAAGCGGAGACGCCCCCGUCCCAACUCGAGCAGCUCGAGCAGCUCCAGCAGCAUUGGCGGCUAUCGUCGUCGCCGCCCCCAGCAGUCGCUCAGCCAGCAGGAGCAGAAGGAGCGUCGCCGCCGCCAGAAGCAGAAGCAGCAGCAGAACCAGAGCCAGAACCGAAAGCGCCAGCAGCAGCAGCAGAAGCGUCGCCGGCAGGAGCAGCAGCGCCGCCGCAGGAAUCGCAACAAGAAUCGGCAGUUCUACGGCGAUGAGCCCAUCAUCAAUUGCAUUUACAUCAACAAGGAUCCACCCACGACCACCACCCAGCGCCCCUUCUGGAAUAUCCUGGGCCGCGACACGGGCAGCAAUGAUCCCACACCAGCCGCCGCAGCAGGAGCAGCAGCAGGAGCAGCAGCAGGAGGAGCCAGUGCCAGCGAUGAGGACACAGUGGAUCCGGUGGCCAAGCAGGCCGUGCUGCAGGCAGUCAGGCGCAACUUUGGCGACUUUGGCGGACGCAAGCGAACCAAUCAGAGAUUUGUCUCCUAA
Molecule: messenger RNA, 2100 nt
Organism: Drosophila subobscura
Lineage: Eukaryota; Metazoa; Arthropoda; Insecta; Diptera; Drosophilidae
Product: probable serine/threonine-protein kinase mps1
Exons: 1
Coding region: 1-2100 (699 amino acids)
Source: RefSeq, a predicted model, not a curated record